CUCUAUAGUUUCAAAGUCUACAAACUUUGACAGUUUUAUGCUGUUGAUUUAUCUAUUUUCCCAUCCUUACAUCCACUGUCAUUCAUUUCGAAACCAAGUGUAUGAACUCAAUAUGGACGAGAAGCACUCUUCAGGAAGGAAACUAUCCGGAGAAAAGCAGAAGAAGCCGUUGAAGAAACGAAGAAAGGCCAAACAUAAAGACCGAGAAGUUGAACGUAAGCGGGUGCCUGGUAAACUUCUCAUGCCGGGGUUCAAGUCCUCGAGCCCCGACGAAACGAACUCGGACAGUGCCCUCGAUUUUGCUAAACGCCAAGCCAAGAAGCAUUCCAACCUCUCCGCAGAACAAAGAACUGUGAAAUCAAGUGCCAAAAACAGCCAGACGAAUGUCACCAACAACGGCUCCACCUCGGCACCUGUGAUAGGCCUUCGCGGGAGAACUAGUAACACUGACAACCAGCAAAAAUCAAGCUCUGAAUCCAUCAAAACCAAGGCCUCGCAGUCCUCGUUUGAGUCCAACGCCAGCGAGGUUGCAGAGAAGAUAAACGAGAGCCUGAGAUGGGACAAUGUUUGCUCGGACCCGACCCAAGAGGCAGAGAGAAUCAGGAUCUAUAAGAUCAAUCGCAGGAAGCGUUACCUGGCCGAGUCACUGAGGCAACGCCAGGAUAAGGAGAGUGUGUUGAGCUUUGCGAAGGAAAUAGCAGCGUGUGAUGAUAGCUGAGGAAGGAUAUACACUAGAUUCAACAGAUGAAAUUCAGGAGAUAAUCUGUUGGAUUACAAUGGAUUAGGCUUUACGAGGAGUCUGUUGCUACUUGAGGGCUGAGCUUCAUGGUGGAUGUAUAACAGCUUGUUACAAACCGUUAUGUAACAGACUUGGUCCACUCUGCCACGGAUCAACCAGUUGAGUGCAGUGUUGAGGUUGAGUCCUUCUCAGCAGAAGUCCAGAGAAGCCCAAAUUGGAAGACUUCCUUCAAAGUCCCAAGUCCUGGGUCCACAUUUCCACAGUCAGAGUCCUAGUCCAGACAUACAUGUACCAAGUUCAAGUCCAAGAACAAUUCCAGUCCAAGAACAAGUUCCUGUCCAAGAACAGGUUCAAGCCUAAAGGCCGAGUCCCACUGCAGCGACAACGAUAACGAUCACGACGCUAAGAGAAUGCAUUCCAUUGUUGAAUUGCUCCACGCAGAAUACGCACAAGCUCAUUCAACCAAUGGAAUGCGUUCUCUUUGCGUCAUGAUCGUUUUCGUUAUCGCUGCAGUGGGACUCAACCUUAAGCCUGGUCCAGGUCCAGACAGUACGUAUCAUGUCCAAGCCCUAGUCAACUUAGUCAAGUGAGUUUGACAGGGCAAGGCAUUUUCAUUUUCCAAAGGCGCUUCCAUCGAAAAGUCUGUUGUGCCAAACUUUGGCACUAAGGCCAAGACCAGGAAAACAGAGGCCCUCGCUCGCCUCAGUGGCCUCUGUGUAAUUUCAGGCCUGUCUAAAUCCAAGUCCACCGCAAAACAGAUUUGAGAGCAGGCCGGGACUCCAGCACUGCAUCACUGAAAUGGUGGGGCUGCCCUCUCUGCUCUAAAAUGUAACCAAGUGUAUAGCCUUAAAGGAACACGCUGUCUUGGAUCGGUCGAGUUGGUCUUUGAAAAGCGUUUGAAACCGUUUGUUAAAA
Molecule: messenger RNA, 1654 nt
Organism: Asterias rubens (European starfish)
Lineage: Eukaryota; Metazoa; Echinodermata; Asteroidea; Forcipulatida; Asteriidae
Product: protein LIAT1-like
Exons: 2
Coding region: 38-718 (226 amino acids)
Biological process (GO): protein arginylation
Source: RefSeq, a predicted model, not a curated record